Molecule: messenger RNA, 2621 nt
Organism: Zingiber officinale
Lineage: Eukaryota; Viridiplantae; Streptophyta; Magnoliopsida; Zingiberales; Zingiberaceae
Product: laccase-22-like
Exons: 5
Coding region: 558-2417 (619 amino acids)
Biological process (GO): lignin catabolic process
Cellular component (GO): apoplast
Molecular function (GO): copper ion binding; hydroquinone:oxygen oxidoreductase activity
Source: RefSeq, a predicted model, not a curated record
GAUUCACCUGGUGUGGUUUGCAUGUUGACAAAUUACUAGCCACCUAACUGUCUUAGCUUUUAAAUCAGGUAUUUUAGUCACUAUGCUAUGGUUUAUUAUCAGUUUUCUUUUUGUUUUUUGCCCUCUUGAUAUGAGCAUUUCACCAACAACCAAACUGCUAUGCAUGUAUCGAUAUAAGAUGAUUUCAUACUCCUGAUGACGACUACUAAAGUGUGUUAAUUUCACCAACACUUGGUAUAAACAUGAUAAGCAAAAGUAUAUGAUCAGUUAGUAGCAUCCUCUGAUGAUUGAAAUUUGACGAAAACACACCCUUGAUAAUGAGAAUCGAUCGACAGACAGCCUUAACCUUCCUGUUUCUGCUAAAAGUAUUCUGAGAUAAUAAAUGCUCGUUAACCUGCACUGAUUAUAUAAACAUUUUAGGGUGUCCCUUUUGUGGAGUAAAUAUAUGAUUGUUUCAGAAAGAAGGAUGAGAUUAAAAUAGUCUGGCACUCAGAAUGUUGUAGGUAUAGGUAAACAGCGAUAUGCAGUUUGUGUAGCAUCCAAGUAAUGCAGCUGUAAUGGUGCAGUUCUUCUACCAAAACCUUCAUGCUCAAGGUUUCGCUCUACCUAAUACUUACAGUGACUCCGCAGCUGCUGCAAUUCUCAUCCAUUUAUUAGCUUCCGUUGGCCACCCAUUCCAUGCAAACAAGAGAAGGAGAAGGAGAAAGAGAAAGAGAAGAAUGAGUUCCUCUUUCUGGACUUUCCUGUUUGUCUUCAGCUCUCUGGCUAUUUACUCGGAAGGACUGACUCGGCAUUACAAGUUCAACGUGGUAAUGCGAAACGUGACCAGACUCUGCUCGACCAAGCCAAUCGUGACGGUGAACGGCCAAUUCCCCGGUCCGACUCUCUACGCGCGCGAGGAUGACACCGUCCUUGUCAAGGUCGUGAACCACAUCGGCCACGACGUGACCAUCCAUUGGCAUGGCGUCCGGCAGCUGCGGACCGGCUGGGCUGAUGGUCCGGCCUACGUGACCCAGUGCCCGAUCCAGCCCGGGCGAAGCUACGUGUACAAUUUCACGCUCACCGGCCAGCGCGGCACGCUACUGUGGCACGCUCACAUCACCUGGAUGCGGUCAACGGUCCACGGCGCCCUCGUCAUCCUCCCCAAGCUGGGCGUGCCGUACCCGUUUACUCAACCCCACCAAGAACACGUCAUCGUAUUAGCGGAAUGGUGGAAAUCCGACCCUGAAGCUGUAAUAAGAGAGGCUCUGAAGGCCGGUCGGCCUCCCAAUGUGUCGGAUGCCCACGUCAUCAAUGGCCACUCCGGAGCUCUCUCCACGUGCUCCUCCUCCUCUCUCGACGGGUUCACGUUGGCGGUGGAGAAAGGGAAGAAGUACUUGCUCCGCGUCAUCAACGCCGCGCUCAACGAGGACCUCUUCUUCAAGGUCGCCGGCCACCGGAUGACCGUCGUGGAGGUCGACGCAGCCUACACCAAGCCGUUUUCCAUUGACACUAUCCUCCUUGCCCCCGGCCAGACCACCAACGUCCUCCUCACCGCCGACAAGACCGCUGGCGGGCGGUACCUCGUCACGACUUCCCCCUUCGCUGAUUCCCCCCUUGUCGCCGUUGAUAACCGCACUGCCACCGCUACCCUCCACUAUGCCGAUAUCGUCUCCUCCUCCGCUGCCCCCGCCGCUGCCAGUGCGCUCACCACCACCAACCCGCCGCUGAUGAACGCCACCCCUGUAGCGGCCGCCUUUUCCGACGCGCUCCGCAGUCUCAACUCACAGGCGUACCCCGCUCGCGUACCGGCCACCGUCGACAGAUCGCUGCUGUUCACGGUGGGGCUGGGGGCGAACCCCUGCGCCAGCUGCGUCAACGGGAGUAGAGUGGUGGCGGGUGUCAACAACGUGACGUUCGUGAUGCCGACGACGGCGCUUCUGCAGGCGCACUACUACAACAUCAGCGGGGUCUUCACAGACGACUUCCCCGGCCGGCCUCCGGUGGUGUUCAACUACACCGGGAGCGGGCCGAGGAACGUGGCGACGGAGCAGGGGACGAGGCUGUACCGGCUGCCGUACAACGCGACGGUGGAGCUGGUGCUGCAGGACACCGGGAUCAUCGGGCCAGAGAGCCACCCACUGCACCUCCACGGCUACAAUUUUUUCGUCAUCGGAAAGGGUUCCGGCAACUACGACCCCAAAACCUCCCCAGCAGGGUUCAACCUAGUCGACCCGGUGGAGCGUAACACGGUCUCUGUUCCCUCCGGCGGGUGGACGGCCAUCAGAUUCAGAGCGGAUAAUCCUGGAGUUUGGUUCAUGCAUUGCCACUUCGAGGUGCACAUGACGUGGGGCCUCAAGAUGGCGUUCAUUGUGGACGACGGCGAAGGGCCGGAGCAGUCCAUUCUACCGCCGCCGAAAGAUCUGCCUGCGUGCUAAUGAGGCGGUGGCCGCCGGCGACGAUGCGGCCGUGGCAGUGAAGCAUUUGUGAAGCAAGUUGACACGCUGUAGUUUCUUACUUUUUGAGGUUUUUUUUUGCAAGUGUGAUUAUAUUUAUAGGACGGCUGAUUUCAUUUUGUUUAAUGUGGGUUCACGGAUAUUUCAUUGUAUUCAUGGAAGUUGAUGAGAAUAAAUAAAUCGAUC